Cadophora gregata is the source of this 255-nucleotide messenger RNA. RefSeq lists its product as uncharacterized. The transcript has a single exon. NCBI's taxonomy places the organism in Eukaryota, Fungi, Ascomycota, Leotiomycetes, Helotiales, Ploettnerulaceae. The record is from RefSeq and is a predicted model, not a curated record. Bases 1 to 255 code for a protein of 84 amino acids.
AUGGACCCAAGAACUAUCCAGCAAGCUCUUGGUCGUUACGCGUAUGAUUUCCGGGACCAAUCAACCCCAUCGGUUACGAAGCGAACGUCGGGGAAUACUGCCGAGUCUGCAACCUCAAUAUUGACAUCCAACGACAACGCCGCACACGUACAGGACAAGAAAGUCAGUCUCGAAGCCGAUAUCGCAGUCUCUCCUCGGAAAGCACUAUACGUAAAUACUCGCGGAAGAGAUGCAGUGAUCCCGAAAGGUAAUUAA